GAAGGUGCUGGCCCCGGCCACGCCCCCAAACAGAGAGCAGCCAGGAGGCUCACCCUCAGGCCAGCUGGCGGCAGAGGGUGGUGCUGGGCCCGGGGCUUUAGAACCUUGGCCCCCAUCACAAUGGGCCGAGGUUCCGGGGACAAUUUGAACUGUUGUCCUGCUGAGCAGGCCCAGCACAGGGAGGGUGGGCGGGGGCCUGCGGCCACGAUGAAGAUGUGGGGCGAAGGGGGGGACGUGGAGGAGCAGAUCCAGGAGCUGAAGACCAUCACGCAGCUUCAGGAGCAAUGCCGGGCGCUGCAGGUCCAGGCCAUGAAGGAGAAGACGGUCAAGAACAAGGCCACGGUGGCUCUCCUGCGCAGCAACAUCCGCCGCGGGGCCCAGGAGUGGGCUUUGGCUAAGAAUCACGACAAGCGGUCCAUCUCCCGGGCCUGCGGGAACGACGUGCCCAUGAGGCUGGCGCACUGCCGCUGCUCCAUGGAGGUGGCGCGGGAGAAGCUGCGCAAGUACGUCUUCGACCGCGUGAACGUGCACAACGUGCUGAUCCACCUGGUGCGGCGGCGGGGGCAGCAGCUGGAGAGCCUGCAGCUGCAGCUGGAGGGCCUGCAGCACCAGCCGGUGGCCACCAAGGAGGAGCUGCGCCUGCUGCAGGUCAUCCGCCAGUUGGAGAACAACAUCGAAAAGACAACAAUCAAGAUCACCACGAGCCAGAACAUCCACCUGCUGUACUUGGGGCUGCUGGAUUACCUGAAGAAAGAGCUGUCAGGAUACCCCACCCAGCUGGACAAGCUGCAGAACCUGAUGGCUGACUACUGCUCGGAGCUGUCGGACAUGACAGUCAUGUCCCAAGAUGCCAUGAUGAUUACGGAUGAGGUCAAGAUGAACUUGCGGCAGAAGGAGGCGACCUUCAUCGAGGAGCGCCGGGCCCGGGAGAACAGGCUGAACCAGCAGAAGAAGAUGAUCGACAAGAUCCACACCAAGGAGACCAGUGAGAAGUUCCGCCGGGGCCGGAGGGACUUGGACUUCCCCACCAAUCUGAUGAGUGCGGAGAGCCUGAAAGUGAGGAAAAAAGAGACCUCCCAGGCCGACAUCGAGUACCAGGCGAAUCUGACUGCUCUGCUGGAGAGAAUCAAGACGGCUGUGCGGUGCUCCCACCUCUGGGACAUCACAGGCCAGUUCCUGGCUCAGAGGAACACGGAGGACAACCUGCAGCUGCAGAUGAGGGAGUGUGAGGAGAAGCGGACUCAGCUGGGGGCCUUGAUGAGGAAGCUGGAGAUGGAGGAGGCGCUGCUGAAGUUCCACCAGACGUCCAGCUCCGACAGCUCUGAGUCCGUCCAGCAUAAAAUGCAGGACCUGCUGAAGGGGGAGCAAGAGAGGCUGCAGCUGGCCCACACAAACAUGACCAAGAGCCAGAAGCUGCUGCUCACCCUGCAGAUGGGCAUCGACAACCUGUACCUCCGGCUGGUCGGCAUCGCCCUGCCCGAGGACCAGGUACCGGCCGCGUGCGGCGGAGCGGCCUGCACGGGGAGCUUGGGGAGGCCGGAGCGGGUCUGAGCCCGACCUUGCGGUCUGCAGAAGAUGGCCACCCCCGACAGCCUGGACGGCCUGGACUUGCACAGCAAGCUGGCGUACUGUGAGAGGAAGCUCCUGUACCUGGUUGACAAACUGCAGGCGCUGUCCACCACUGAGGAGGACAACACGAAGGUGAGGGACGCCCUGGAAUCCUCGACUCUGAAGGAGAAGCAGAACACCAGGAUCACCUUUGAGGAGCUGGAGGACGAUAUGAUAGAAACCUUCCACUUCGCCGACGUGGACCACAGCUACGUGCCCUCGCGGGCCGAGAUCAAGAAGCAGUCCCAGCGCGUGAUCGAGGAGAAGUUCAAGACGGCCAAGAAGAAGAAGAAGUGACCCGGGGGCCCCGCGCCCCCCGCCCGCGCCCCACCCCCGGCGGGCGCUUUGUUACACAAAUAAACAUUUUUCCAGAACGGCUGGGGGUUCCGAAGGGAGACAGGAGUCUCAGAAAGUGAACCUGGGCA
Molecule: messenger RNA, 2033 nt
Organism: Myotis myotis
Lineage: Eukaryota; Metazoa; Chordata; Mammalia; Chiroptera; Vespertilionidae
Gene: CCDC183
Product: coiled-coil domain containing 183
Source: RefSeq, a predicted model, not a curated record